This is a messenger RNA of Vicia faba (fava bean), 402 nucleotides long. NCBI's taxonomy places the organism in Eukaryota, Viridiplantae, Streptophyta, Magnoliopsida, Fabales, Fabaceae. The record is from the annotation of a GenBank genome assembly.
AUGGCUAGUAACAAGGAAAACUCACAUGAUGUUUCUAAUAAUGAUGGAGAUGAAAUAGUUCAUGAUGUGCAAAAUGAAAUUACACGAGGAAUAACUAUUAUGAAGAGUAUCAUUCGUGUAAGAGAUAAAGGAAUAAAAUAUGACAUACAUUGGAAUCAAGAAAACCAACUAAUUAAUUCUAACGAUUCAAUGUUGGUAAGUUACAUUGGUUCCCUUGUAAGGAGGGAAAUUUUAAUCACUUAUGAUAAUUGGGGAAAUCGAGAGUUGAGACCCGCUAAAGACAAAAUAUGGAGUGAGAUAUAUGUACAAUAUGGGAUGUUAUUUAUUUUUGUUGACGAUUAUGUCUUUAAAUUAUUUAUACUGACACACUCUAUGUAUGUUUUUUUCGUUGAGGACUUUUAA